Annulohypoxylon truncatum is the source of this 2654-nucleotide messenger RNA. RefSeq names its product VHS domain-containing protein. Gene Ontology annotation, cellular component: ESCRT-0 complex. Gene Ontology annotation, molecular function: phosphatidylinositol-3-phosphate binding; metal ion binding; ubiquitin binding. Lineage: Eukaryota; Fungi; Ascomycota; Sordariomycetes; Xylariales; Hypoxylaceae. Gene Ontology annotation, biological process: protein transport to vacuole involved in ubiquitin-dependent protein catabolic process via the multivesicular body sorting pathway; protein targeting to vacuole. Bases 202 to 2394 code for a protein of 730 amino acids. The record is from RefSeq and is a predicted model, not a curated record. The transcript has 5 exons.
AUUUGAACAUGUUAUCAUUAUCACUACCAACGUCAAAUAUCAACCACCAUUUCAAUGCGCUUCCGGGUUGUCGCGUAAUCUUUUUUUACCUUUGAAUAAGCAAGCCGCUUGUCGUAUCUUCUUGUCUAGCGUCGAGUCUAUAGCUGCUUGAUAUUGCGAUUACUCGACUUUUGCGCGUCUCUCUCAAUACGCUUUCGCAAAAUGAUGGGAGGCUGGUGGUCCUCCUCGGCCAACAGUGCCUUGGACGAACAGAUCGAGAAAGCAACUGGGAGUAGUUUAGAGGAUAUUCCCCUCAACCUCGAAAUAUCCGAUGUUAUUAGAUCUAAGAAUGUGCAGCCUAAGGAAGCCAUGCGAUCGCUGAAACGCCGCAUUGGCAAUAAGAAUCCCAACACUCAGCUAAGCGCGCUAAAUUUGACGGAUACUUGCGUCAAGAAUGGUGGCUCCCACUUCCUUGUCGAGAUUGCCUCCCGGGAGUUCAUGGACAACCUCGUUUCUCUUCUCCACGCAGUUGGUCCCGCCGCCGUGAAUUUAGAAGUUCGAGCCAAGAUCUUAGAGUUGAUACAAUCCUGGGCCGCCGCUACCGAAGGUCGUUACGACUUGAAAUACAUUGACGAGACCUACCAGACCCUACAGAGGGAGGGCUUUCAAUUCCCUCCUCGGACUACCGUGGCGAGCAGCAUGAUUGACAGUAGCGCUCCUCCGGAGUGGAUUGACUCCGAUGUCUGUAUGCGAUGUCGCACCCCGUUUACCUUCACGAACCGUAAACACCACUGCCGUAACUGCGGCAAUUGCUUCGAUCAACAAUGCUCUACCAAGACACUCCCUCUACCUCAUCUAGGCAUCAUGCAGCCUGUACGAGUCGACGACGGUUGCUACGCCAAACUUACAGACAAAUCUAAUAAAGGCGGCUUUGGCAGACAAGAGCGAUCACCUACGAGCCCAUCAUUUCCUCACAAAAAUCGCAGUUCGUCUGUUAUGCAGCCCCGGAACGCCCGAGUCGACGAUGCCUUUGACGAAGAUCUUAAGAAGGCCUUGGCGAUGAGUUUAGAGGAGGUACAGGGACAUUCAAAAGGAUAUGUUCCCCCUACGGAUAAUACUCCAUCAGCCUCUCAUGUGAAAGCCAAUGUUGGUUCACCUACGCCUGCAGGGGCGCCUGAGGAGGAGGACGAAGACCUCAAGGCUGCCAUCGCAGCAUCCUUGGCAGACAUGGAGGAGCAGAAGCAGAAACACUCUGCAGCAUUGAAGCAACAAACAAACAAGGCAGAGAGCACGUCGACUACUUCGUUUGCCUUACCGAAGAAUGAUUACGAACUCACCCCUGUAGAAGCUGAAAAUAUCAACCUUUUCUCAACCCUAGUCGAUAGAUUGCAAACUCAACCCCCUGGCACGAUCCUGAGGGAGCCACAGAUCCAGGAGCUUUAUGACUCCAUUGGAGCGUUACGUCCUAAAUUAGCACGGACAUAUGGCGAGACGAUGAGCAAGCAUGAUACACUUCUCGAUCUACAUGCUAAACUAUCCACCGUUGUUCGAUAUUAUGAUAGGAUGUUGGAGGAGCGCCUCUCAAAGGCUUAUAGCCAGCACAGUAUCGGUGGCUACACUCUACCCACCCCUGCGCAGCAAUCGGGCCCCUAUCCUUCGGUGCAAUCGGCCGCAGGUAGAACUCCCGCAUCGGCAGAGAACUUUUACACGGGCGAGCAACUUCCGGAUCCUAGUAGGACGCCUGUACCCCAAUACCUUCAACACGUUCAACAAAGCUCUCAACAGCAGUUUUCGAGCUACGACAAGAGAGCCUCGGUAUCAAUGCCUCCCAACAAUCAAUAUCCCCAACAUGGCGUUCAGAGAAGCGAUAGUUGGCAGAAGCAGCAAGGGCCCUCCGCACCAGUUCAGUACCCUAAUCAAGUGAACUUUACUCCGAAUGAUCCUCCACGAACUAACCACACGUCUCAUCCGUCCCCACAGACUCCUCUGAGUAAAGCUCCGGAGUCAGUUGGGGCGUCGGCAACCGACCCCAAUGCCUCUUACUAUUAUAGCAACCCACAAGCUAAUAAUGACCGCGCGACACCAAGUAUCCCGGUAGAAGUGGCACCUUCACCGUAUCCGAAUCUCCAACACACAAUAAAUUACGCGGGGCAGUCCGUCCCUGCGACACCUGCUUCGAUCCCUGCGCAACCGUCCCAACCUCCACAGCAAUACCAGCAAGCCGGUCAUCAAACGCAGCAGCAACCAUAUUGGCAGCAACAUCAACAGCAGCAACAUCAGCAACAAGAUCAGGCGGUUCACGGGUAUCAGGCAACUGGAGCUGGAUACUCUAGAUAUACGCAGGAUUCAUUCCCUGCUGCUCCUCAGCAUGCGCCUCAACAACCUAUCAUAGAGGAGAGCUUAAUUGACCUAUAGGGUGAAACACGGGCAGGGUGCAGGGGGCGGGUUCUAGAACGUGGAUGUCGGGAGGCUCAUAACAUUACUGGCGAGACCAUCUCAUAAUUGAAUGAGUAAAAUUUGACCGACCUAGAUUAUGAAUCACUGUCUUAUAAGCCUACCAACUUGCACAAACCCGAAACUGAAACUCCAUGAUAAAGAACAUGUACAUAGGUAGGUAGCCACCCGUGUAGAUACCUAGGUACAUAGUAGUAAAAGCCAUUACGUCAUUUGCCAAA